Molecule: messenger RNA, 1033 nt
Organism: Trematosphaeria pertusa
Lineage: Eukaryota; Fungi; Ascomycota; Dothideomycetes; Pleosporales; Trematosphaeriaceae
Product: Glyoxalase/Bleomycin resistance protein/Dihydroxybiphenyl dioxygenase
Exons: 1
Coding region: 274-879 (201 amino acids)
Source: RefSeq, a predicted model, not a curated record
AAAAACACAGACAGCACGAGACAAUCAGCUGGAAAUUCGACGCUUGAAAGAAGCAGAGCAAAGUUUGAUAGAUGAGGCCUAGUGCAGCCAACGAGGUACUGGGGAGGGAAUGCCCCGCGCUGUUUAGCUUGCAGCGAGGCCCCCAGCAGCGUUCACCCAGAAAACGUAUAAAGCCUUCUCUGUUUACUCCAUCAGAUCCAACAACCCAAUACACCCAGAAGACCUCUAUACCAAACCUGCUCCAAGUCAAAUUCAACAGCUACACCACGCAAAAUGUCCACAAUCCCCUCCCUCUCCUCCCUCCCCUCCAACCCCAAAGUCAUCUCCCCCACCACCCUCGCCCACGUCGUCCUCCAAACGCCGCAGCUAGAAAAAAUGCGCCACUUCUACACCACCUUCCUCGGCGGCCACGUCGUCCACUCCGCCCCCUUCCUGGUCUUCAUAACCUACGACGAAGAACACCACCGCAUCGCCCUGCUCUCCCAGCCGCACAUCACCGCCAAAGCCCCCUCCACCGCCGGCCUACACCACAUCGCCUUCACCUUCCCCAACCUCUCCGCCCUGCUCACGGCCUACAUGCAGCGCAAGAAGCAUGGCAUCGAGCCGGCCUGGUGUGUUAAUCAUGGCCCGACGAGCAGCAUUUAUUACAAAGAUCCUGAUGGCAAUUCGAUUGAGACGCAGGUGGAUAAUUUCGAGAGGGUGGAGGAUGCCACGGAGUAUAUGAAGGGUCCGGCGUUUGAGAAGAAUCCGAUAGGUGUGGCGUUUGUGCCUGAGGAGUGGAUUGAGCGGUUGCGCAAUGGGGAGAGCGAAGAGGCGUUGAUGCAGAGGGAUGAUAAGGAUUUGGAGAGGACACUCCUGGAGGGGGAUGUGAUUGUGUGAUUUAAUGGGAGGUUUUGUAGCGCGGAGGAGAAAUUUGAGAGCCGUUUUCUACGUGCUUGGUGCUGGCGCUUCUGGCUCUCUACUGUAUGCGACUCUGUGGUGCAUUGUUAGCAAUUGCCCUCGUUCUAGACUUGCAGAGGACGAAGGGGGACUC